AACAAUAAACUAUUAUAGUGGCUCACAAUAUAGGAACGACUAAGGUUGUACGCUAAAAUAUUAAAUUGUCGGUUUUAGUGACUCAUGGACGUUUCUGUGCGCAGUUUAUAUUAUAUAUUCUUCCAGCAGACAUCAAGACAUUGUACGCUGAGAUGAGUUUGACUAAGUAAUUUCAUUGAAAGUGCUCGUAAUAAUAUGACACAGUGACCAAAAUCGAACCGUGGUUGUGUACUGUAUCAAUGUGGAUUCGCAUUUAAAUUAUAAAUGUCAAUCAAAUACUUAAUAAUACAUUAUAAUAACAUGAUAAACGCACAACCGAAUUCUUUUCUAUACGCGCCUAGUUUGAAUAAUGGUAUACGAUGUCACAGUCGCUUUAUUAUAUUGAAUUUCUAAGUAUGGAACAAACCACAAACUCACGAGGUGCAUGAUGGGAUCUAUUCGACCACCUGAAGAAUUUAUAAUAUUUAAAAACGAUGGACAGCAAUGUUUGCGGGGAAACUGAAGAGAGAGCGUGAUGCCGAUCAACGGCAACGCGUUGGCCAAGUACUUGGUCAUGGUGUCGCAAGUGAUCGCUUGGUGCACGGUUAGCGCGAUGCUGUUGCGGAGGGGCCUGAACCAGGUGAACGCUAGCUCGCAGCAACCGCCGUCGUCAUCGUACGGCGGCAAACCGUACGGCGGUUCGGUCGCAGCUUUCGGCGACAGCAACGCGACAUCGACCGCGGCCACGGACACCGGCCACCAUCAGCAAGGGACGCCGGAAAAGUCGUUCGACGAAAACGGUGCGCCUGCAGUGGUGGCCGGCAUAGUGAUGAUCGCGAUCGCGGUGAUCAUGUUGAUCAUCAGUCCCACGAUCAUGGUGAUGAAAAUGAUCGAGAAACGCAAGAAGAGGAUCCUGGACACGGAAUUAGAAUCUCCGCCUAAGUACGAAGAUGUGGUAGAAAGCGCCCCAAGAUAUUCAUCGUUGUUUGUAUUUAAUAACGAUGGUGAAAUGGCAUUGGUGUCUGAAAAUAUACUACACAAAGAAAAGGAUAAUAUUCAAAAACAACUAGUUUGAAAUAACUAAUUUCAUGAAUUAUAUUUAUAUUAUUAUAUAAUCUACUUCAAACUUCCUACACUGCCUCUACAUCGGUUGGCCUAAAUCUGCCGAGAGUUAUGCAAAAAAAAAAUGUAUUCGUGGCAUGAUUUAUUGUAUAAACCUUAAGUUAUAAUUUAAGCUCAAUACAUUGGGGAAUAUUUUUAAAUGUAAUGAUAUAAUAGAAAUACAUAUAAAAUAACAAUAAUGUUUACAACUAUAGUUAUUAUAGGUAUACCUAUGUUUUUUUGUAUUUUUAUACAUGAAUACAUGAUAUUUGACAUUUUAUCACAACUUGUAAUAUUUCAGACUUUAUUUCUAAAUUGAAUAUAUUUUAAAACAAAAAUA
This is a messenger RNA of Acyrthosiphon pisum (pea aphid), 1420 nucleotides long. RefSeq lists its product as uncharacterized. The coding region runs from base 515 to 1054 and encodes 179 amino acids. Lineage: Eukaryota; Metazoa; Arthropoda; Insecta; Hemiptera; Aphididae. The transcript is spliced from 4 exons. The record is from RefSeq and is a predicted model, not a curated record.